Messenger RNA from Myripristis murdjan (pinecone soldierfish), 1693 nucleotides. Its product is annotated as G-protein coupled estrogen receptor 1-like. Gene Ontology annotation, cellular component: membrane. The coding region runs from base 287 to 1486 and encodes 399 amino acids. Gene Ontology annotation, biological process: G protein-coupled receptor signaling pathway; cellular response to estradiol stimulus. NCBI's taxonomy places the organism in Eukaryota, Metazoa, Chordata, Actinopteri, Holocentriformes, Holocentridae. Gene Ontology annotation, molecular function: nuclear estrogen receptor activity; G protein-coupled receptor activity. The record is from RefSeq and is a predicted model, not a curated record. The transcript has 2 exons.
GGGUGGGUGGCACUACACUUCCUGCGAGAAAAGAUGAGGGACAGGAGUCCGACCUCAGUAUCUUGUCUGGAUUUAUGAUGACAGCUACUUCCAUAAGCACCACACCAGCCACCAAGCAAGGAGCCUCAUAACACCCAGAAGGCUUCAACUUUUUCCAACCAGAGAAGCAUUUCAAGCUUCAAGAGGAAGGAAGGCAGAUGGCACCACAGACUCCACAGCAGCUGGAAGCCCCUGACAAAACCACAACCAUGGAAGCACUAACACAGGGUUAACACUACAGAGUAGCAUGGAGGACACAAUGGAUGUGGACUAUGUGGACGUGACUGAUGAUAACAUGAACGGCUCCUUGGCAGUCGUCUCCAGUCCGCUGCGGGGACCGUCAGAGCGCCAGCAGCAUUUCGCCCUCAGCCUCUUCCUCUCAUGCCUCUACACCAUAUUCAUGUUCCCCGUGGGCUUCAUCGGGAACAUUCUCAUCUUAGUGGUCAACCUGGGCCACGGGGGCCGCCUCACAGCCCCCGACCUGUACUUUGUGAACCUGGCAGUGGCCGACUUGGUGCUUGUGGCCGACUCCCUCAUUGAGGUGUUCAACCUGAAGCGAGGUUACUAUAAGAAGGCCGUCCUGUGCACAUUCAUGGCCCUUUUCCAGCAGGUCAACAUGUACAGCAGUGUGUUUUUUCUCACUUGGAUGAGCUUUGAUCGCUUCCUUGUGCUGACCGGCUCCAUGGGUCGCAGCAUGUCCCACGCCCGCCUCAGCUGCUGCCUCAUCUGGGUGUCCUCCUCCUUGCUCACCGUGCUGCCCUUUGCGGUGGCGCAGGCGCGGCACGCCGGAGAGCAGCACUUCUGCUUCGUCAACGUGUCCCAUGUCCAGUGGCUGGAGGUGACACUGGGUUUCUUGGUGCCUUUCUGCAUCCUGGGCCUGUGCUACUGGAGAAUAGGCCAGGUGUUGCUGCGCAGCCACAGAGAGCACGGCGGACUUGAUCGGCGGCCUCGCAGGCAGAAGGCCCUGCGGAUGAUCUCAGCCGCCGUCUUGGUCUUCUUCGUCUGCUGGCUGCCGGAGAACGUCUUUGUUAGUGUCCACCUCCUGCGGGGCGAGGAAGACGGCAGCACACUGUGGCACGACUACCCUCUGACGGGUCACGCCGUCAGCCUGGCGGCCUUCUCCAACAGCUGCCUGAACCCGCUCAUCUACAGCUUCCUCGGGGAGACCUUCCGGGACAAAUUUAGACUUUUUCUCCGGCAGAGGGCCAGCGGCACCAAGCUGCACAAGUCCAGGAAGUCGACUCCUCCGCCUGCUGCAGGGACGUGCAGCCACUUGAUAUGCAAGGGGAGCUGCAGGUCCACACAUUUCCCUCAAAGCUUUCACAUCCUCCCACAGACGAUAACACCCACAAAUAAAAACCUAUCUAAAGAAUAUGACAUCACACAGAAACUAGAGAGCCAAGAUGUGUGGCACAAACUUGAGAGACAGCAUUCACACACUGCCUAAAAAUAAGAGCUUGUGCCAAACACCAAAAGACAGUGUGACAGCUGGAUGAAACAAGGAAAGAGCCUCGGCUGCUGGGUGAAAUCUAAUGUUGACACAUUAAUGUAUGCUUCAUGCCUGCCAUCUCAUUGUUUAUAUAGGUAUUUUCCUGCAGUAUUUAACAGUACACUCCUGAUCAAAAUCUUCAGACCAAUUGAGAAAUUGCAAGAA